Trichoderma virens Gv29-8 is the source of this 1406-nucleotide messenger RNA. RefSeq lists its product as uncharacterized. The record is from RefSeq and is a predicted model, not a curated record. NCBI's taxonomy places the organism in Eukaryota, Fungi, Ascomycota, Sordariomycetes, Hypocreales, Hypocreaceae. Bases 202 to 687 code for a protein of 161 amino acids. The transcript has a single exon.
ACUUUCUCCUUCUCAACUUUGCUCUCCUUUCAAGGCAUCGCGAAGACUCUUACCAACUCUUUAUAAUACUCUGACUCUUCGUCCACUCUCUGCUUCUGCCUCUUGGCUCAAACACCACUUCGACUCACGCUUUACAUUCGUGACUCCCCCGCCUACUCUACUCUACUCUACUCUUCUAUACCAACACCAACAACCAACGCAAUGGCUCUCGACAUGUGGACACACGAGUUCUGCCUUGCCUGCGACCGACAGGUCCAGGUCGACGGCGACGCCUACUGCUCUGAAGCAUGCAAAAUGUCCGACUUCGAAAAGACUCCCUCCACUCCCAGCUCGCAGGCCAGCUCGCCCGGCUUCGCUCCUGUCUCCUACGCUAGAUCAGGCAGCCUCUCAAGCCGACCUGCUCCCACCAAGUUCUACCUGUCUCCCGCCUACGACUUCAACCAGGCCCAGCCUUACGGCUCAACACCUCGGUCGUCUUCGUCCUUUGGCAGCUACAUGUCGGAGAUGUCACCUCUCUCCGCGAACCGGGGCCUCACUCCCUCGAGCUCACACAGCAGCCUCUGCUCCAUGCAGAGCGUCUCCUCCACCGCCGAGGCAAGCCAACUGUCAGACAAGGCACGCAUGGAACUGCGAGCAUACGCCGUUUCAUUCGAGCAGGUCAGACUGCAGCGCCGGCGAUCAUACUAAAUCACCAACAUCCACCAUACGAAUACACACACUCUACCAUUACGCAACUCAAUCAUACGCAACACAAACAUGAAACGAUACGAAACCAUAUUACCAUUACUUGCUAUACUGUUCUUGUUCAUUUGAACAAGGCCUUUUUUUCCUUUACGUCUUUAUUUCCCUUGAGUUGUAUCAAGACGGACGUUACAUGGAGCACCGUAUACCCAUAAAAGCACUUUUUUGCCUCUUUGGAAUUCUUUUUUUAAUUGAGCGCACUGUCUUCUCUACAACCCACCUCUUUAUUAUUUCUUUUGUCACGGAGUUUUAUCGCGGAAUGAUUUGGAUUUGACGGGACCCCGCUGCGGGCGUCUGUAUACCACAACAUAACACAAAGAUUGGGCGGAGACUUGAUAUCAAACCACUGUUUAUUAUUAGCAUGGCACAAGGGAAACACAUUUGGGUGCUGGCGGGCAACACAUUAUGAUAUUUGGGACAUGAUCAGCGGCGCAGACCAAGAUUUUGGGAUCAGAGCAAGAAUGAUGGCGCAGAUAAAGGCAGUCGGCGUGCUGCGGAGCCGCCCGGUCACUGGAAAUUUACUGUUUGGACAAAAAGACCAAGGGAAGGGGGAAUGGGGGAGGCAAGAGAAGCAAAAAAAGGAUGGAUUCUUGGAAAUUGGAUAGCUCAAGCUGAAGAUGCUCUGCAUCGUCAAUGAAUAGAAACAACCUGUCUAAGACUUGGUC